Molecule: messenger RNA, 1466 nt
Organism: Vombatus ursinus (common wombat)
Lineage: Eukaryota; Metazoa; Chordata; Mammalia; Diprotodontia; Vombatidae
Gene: UBE2D1
Product: ubiquitin conjugating enzyme E2 D1
Exons: 7
Coding region: 283-615 (110 amino acids)
Biological process (GO): ubiquitin-dependent protein catabolic process; protein polyubiquitination
Cellular component (GO): nucleus
Molecular function (GO): ubiquitin conjugating enzyme activity
Source: RefSeq, a predicted model, not a curated record
GUACUAAAUGAAGCUCCAAGUAUUAUUUGGAUGUAAGUCUCGGUUUGUGGACCGUUGCAAUAGCUGUGGUUCACAGUUUGGGUCACCGGAUCCUUGAAGCAGAGCUGGAAGAGACAUCCAACCAGUCCAACUUUGUCAUUUUACAAAUGAGGAAACUGAGGCCCAGCAAGUUUAAGCCACUUACCCAAGGAGGUAGAAUUGAGUGAUCUGCAGCGUGACCCUCCUGCCCACUGUUCCGCGGGCCCUGUGGGAGAUGACUUGUUCCACUGGCAAGCAACUAUUAUGGGACCUCCGGACAGCGCAUAUCAAGGUGGAGUCUUCUUUCUCACUGUACAUUUCCCAACAGACUAUCCUUUUAAGCCACCAAAGAUUGCUUUCACAACAAAAAUCUACCACCCAAACAUAAAUAGCAAUGGAAGUAUUUGUCUUGACAUCCUGAGGUCACAGUGGUCACCAGCUCUGACUGUAUCAAAAGUUUUGUUGUCCAUAUGUUCACUACUUUGUGAUCCAAAUCCAGAUGACCCCUUAGUACCAGAUAUUGCACAAAUAUAUAAAUCAGACAAGGAAAAAUACAACAGACAUGCGAGAGAAUGGACUCAGAAAUAUGCAAUGUAAAUUGGAAGAUUUUUUUCCUAUAUCCCAGAGUACUGUAAAUUCUAGGUUUUUUCAAUAUUAGAAGUAAAUCGAGCACCGUUUACUGUUCCAGUGUACCCUGAAACCCUUUGAUUUUUACCCAUUUUAAAUGUGUUUCUGGAGCAAGACAAAACAAACUUCCAAAAAUAACCUUAAGACUGUGAUGAGAGUAUUUAUCCUUUUGUAUGCUUUGCAAAAGACAUUUAUUAUGGUUUUUAAGAUACUUGGACAUCUGCAUCUUCAGCCUACAAGAUCCACAGUGCAGUUGUAAAGCAACCAAAUUAUUUUUUGCUGAUACUAGAUGUUUUUACAUGAGAUACUGUAUGUGUUUGUCUAAGACGUCGUCAGUUUUAUAAAUCUGUAUUCAGAUUUCAUUCUUUGUUAGCUCACUAUAUAAUUUGUAUUUUUUUACUGUAUAGACUAAAUAUAUUUUAUUUACCAUGUAAGUCAACUCAUUAGACGUUCUCUUCCUGUGCACAGUAUUGAUAAGAUACAACUGCUAGUAACGAAACGAACGCACGCUUUGCCUCCUUCUCUUGCUUAGGAUAUUCCGUAGACUGAUUGCAGAUUCUUCGAACCUAACGUGAUCUUUUACACUGUAAUUCUCAGUAUGCUGAUUAUGGAGAAACACUUGUUUUGAUUUUGUUGCCUACUUGACUUAAUUUUAUUGCAAUGUGAACUGAUUGCACUGCUAAGUAGGGAGACAUGUACCUUUUAUUUGUUGCUAUUCACGUUUGAUUUUUUUCGUACGUACGGGCAAUAUAAUAUUCUCACGGACCUUUUACAGAUCUGACUGUAGCUUUUUCCACAUAAAUAAAAUGCUUUUUCUACUA